AUGGCUGCCCUCCCUCACUAUGUCCAUCCUCAUAUUCUCAAUCAAGUGCAAGGAUCCUUUGGGAUCUCUUACAAUAUAUUCACAGCUCCCACUGAGCGCGAUCUGCCUCAAGGAUGGUAUUCCUAUCAAAGGCAAACUUAUCGUCGCCUCAUCAGACAUCUGGACAUGCACGGUUUCCACCACCACCAAUAUUCGGAUAGGAGGUGGGACAACACCAAUGCUCUUGCAGUGUACCUUGUAAUGGUACAGCUGCACCUCUGCUUACCCCCCAGCAAAUUUGCUACCACAGUGAAGUCAAUCAAGAUGCACCACUUCACAGACCUCAAUGUCUUUGACCAGACUCAUGAGCUGAUUUUGGGUGGCUUCUAUAGCCCACAGUUAGUGGGAUAUGUCCCUCAAGGUUUGGUUCCUGCAGGGGUUGUUUUGAAUCCUCCAGCUGUUCCUGCAAAUCCAGGUGGCUUCCAACGCCCUGUUGACACCUGA
Messenger RNA from Cyclocybe aegerita, 483 nucleotides. The record is from the annotation of a GenBank genome assembly. Lineage: Eukaryota; Fungi; Basidiomycota; Agaricomycetes; Agaricales; Hemipholiotaceae.